AUGAAGUUCAUGAAACUUGGAUCUAGACCUGAUACUUUCUACACUACUGAGGCUGUCAGGUCUGUGUCAUCAGAGGUUUCUAGUGAUCUAAUAGUUCAAGUGAAAGGAAACCGAUAUUUACUUCACAAGUUUCCCCUGCUGUCCAAGUGUUUGCGGCUGCAGAGGUUAUGUUCCGAAAUCCCCAAAACUUCACAGCAUCAAACUGUCCAAAUCCCUGAUUUUCCAGGAGGGGUUGAGGCUUUUGAAUUGUGCGCUAAAUUCUGCUAUGGCAUUACGAUCACUCUUAGUGCCUACAACAUUGUAUCGGUUCGAUGUGCAGCAGAAUACCUUCAAAUGACUGAGGAUGUUGAGAAGGGAAAUCUAAUAUACAAACUCGAAGCGUUCUUCAAUUCUUGUGUACUUCACGGGUGGAGCGACUCGAUUAUAACGUUACAGAGCACGAAAGCCUUUGGUAUAUGGGCCGAGGAUCUUGGAAUAACGAGCAGAUGCAUUGAUGCUAUAGCUUCUAAAGUUCUUGCACACCCCUCAAAGGUGAGUUUGUCACGUAGUUACACGAGAAGGGGUCGAGAUGAUAUAUCAUGUAAUGGAUCAGAGAUUUUGAUACAUAAACCUACUACGAAAGGCUGGUGGGCUGAAGAUAUAGCAGAAUUCGGCAUAGAUCUUUAUUGGAGAACAAUGAUAGCCAUCAAAUCCGGGGGAAAAGUCCCCGGUAAUCUGAUUGGUGAUGCGUUACGUAUUUAUGCAUCCCGUUGGCUACCAAACCUAUCGAAAUACAUGAACAUCGAGAAAGAAAUAGAAUCUGAUCACGAGUUGGAUUCUACUCAGGUGAUAACUUCAAAACAUAAGCUGCUAUUAGAAUCAAUUAUUAGCCUAUUACCAGCGGAGAAGGGUGCAGUUUCGAGUAGUUUUCUUUUGAAAUUAUUGAAGGCAGUUAACAUAGUAAAAGCUUCUUCCUCUACAAAGAUGGAAUUGGCAAGAAGAGUUGGAAUUCAAUUGGAGGAUGCCACUGUUAAUGAUUUGUUGAUUCCCUCUUUAUCACACACGAGUGACACAAUAUAUGAUGUCGAUGUAGUCAGGACAAUAUUAGAGCAGUUCAUGUUACAAGGGCAGAGUCCCCCUACAAGUCCUCCUAGAACCCGAAGGAAUUUUGAAAGGCUAAGGUCUCGUUCGGCAGAAAAUGUUGACUUCAAUUUUCAAGAGAGCCGGAGAUCAUCUUCUGCAUCACAUAGUUCCAAACUCAAGGUGGCAAAGCUCGUUGAUGGAUAUCUUCAAGAAAUAGCCCGAGACGUAAAUUUGCCUCUAUCAAACUUUCUUGCAAUUGCAGAAGCAGUUCCAGAUUUCGCAAGGCUCACACACGAUGACCUUUACAGAGCUAUUGAUACAUACCUCAAGGGACAUCCCGAACUCAACAAGAGUGAAAGAAAGCGCUUAUGUCGAAUAUUAGACUGCAAAAGGUUAUCUGUGGAAGUUUGCAUGCAUGCUGCACGAAAUGAGAUGCUCCCUCUGAGGGUAGUAGUGCAAGUUCUUUUCUGUGAGCAAGCACGAGCUGCGACUGCUGGUGGCCACAUAACCGAGCUUCCAAGCAAUAUCAAAGCACUUUUAUCGGCUCAUAACAAUCCGGGAAAGCCUACAGCAUCAUUUAGUACUAAUGCAACAACGGCAGCAGAAGAACAAUUGAGUGUCUCGGGACUCAAAUCACCAAAAUCCAAGGUCUCGACCACCCUAAAACCGAAGUUGGUAGAAAACGAGGACUUAGAUGAAAAUGGAGACGAAAAAUCUUCAAAGGCCAAGACUUUGUGUACGCUUCCCAACAGACCUAAAAGUAUGUUCCGUAGGCUAUGCUCUAUUAACAGAAGUUACAGAACUCCAAGUCAUUAG
Fraxinus pennsylvanica is the source of this 1878-nucleotide messenger RNA. The record is from the annotation of a GenBank genome assembly. Lineage: Eukaryota; Viridiplantae; Streptophyta; Magnoliopsida; Lamiales; Oleaceae.